Molecule: messenger RNA, 6932 nt
Organism: Venturia canescens
Lineage: Eukaryota; Metazoa; Arthropoda; Insecta; Hymenoptera; Ichneumonidae
Gene: rk
Product: follicle-stimulating hormone receptor
Exons: 13
Coding region: 690-4076 (1128 amino acids)
Biological process (GO): adenylate cyclase-activating G protein-coupled receptor signaling pathway; hormone-mediated signaling pathway; activation of adenylate cyclase activity
Cellular component (GO): plasma membrane
Molecular function (GO): protein-hormone receptor activity; protein binding; G protein-coupled peptide receptor activity
Source: RefSeq, a predicted model, not a curated record
GUACCACCCACGGGCACAAAACGGGAGAAACGAGGUGCGACCGCGGUCUGGUCCUGGUCAACGGGCACGCAGUAGCCUCGAAUCGAGUGAGCGAGCGAGUCGAAAAAAUUAGUGGCCAGGUUUUUUCAAGCUGAAUAUCUGGGAGGGAAAAGAUUCGCGGUAAAACCAAAAUCGAAGGAGCGAAGAAAAUUGAUUGAAGGGGGAUGAGUCGUCGUCGGGGGGCGGAGGUUGACAGUCAACCGGGAGACUCGGAACUCGGAACAUCAAUAACAACUGGAAAAGUGUGCAUAAUAUAGGGCGCGCGUAAUAAUGUUUCGAGUUUGCGAACAAUUCGGUCGUCGCAAUCGUUCAACAAGGUGCGAAUCGCAAGAGCCGGCGGCGGUUGACAAUGAGGAAGAGCAGGAAGAAGAGGAGAAUGUUGACAAUCGUGAUGAAAAGUAUAAUUAUUAUUAUCGUCGGUAGUGAUAAUAAUGUGCGGGUUGAAACAAGUGCCGGAAGGUACGAGAACGCUUGUUCGGACGUACGAUCCGAGUAAAGCGAUCUCCGGCGAAACGUGACACGUACUACGAGAGAACAACAAGAGCGUUUCGUGUCUCGCAUCAGGUGUCAGAAGUGCGCGUCGAUUAGUCGAACACGAGGGAGAGAGUGAAAAACGACAAGAAAAAAAGGGGUAAGAAAUUGUCGGAAGCAUGUGGAGAAGGCUUUCGGCUCGGGGAUUGUUGACGCUCAUCGGGACCGUGACUCUUCUCGAUGGAGGAGGCGGCGCCGCCAGCCUUCUCGAUCGUCCGACGACCUCCUCGGCCACGACGACGAUGACGACGACCAGGCUCAUUGAAAACGGAUGCCAACUCCAUUGUCUCGGCACCGAUUCCCGCGCUAUUCUCAUCUGUCGAUCUAUCGGUCUUGACUCCGUCCAACGAUCUAUUGACUCUCCGUCGCUCCUUCCUUACAUCUCCAAUCUCACUAAACUCGACUUGACGAGCAACAACAUCACGCGCAUUCCCGCCCACGCCUUUCAACGCUUGGCCAAUCUCGAAAUUCUAUUGCUGCGACGGAAUCGUCUGAGUCGGAUCGAUCCUGGGGGGUUCGCCGGUUUAGCAAGCUUGCGGAUUUUGGAAUUGGACGACAACGAUUUGCUGGAUAUUCCCGAAGCUCUCGGGGGCCUGAAAAGCUUGGAGGAUCUAUCGAUAUCGAACAAUGGGAUAACGAGGCUGAGGGAGGAUGCUUUCGGUGCUUGUGGAAACCUCGCUUCGCUGGAUCUCCGAGGCAACCCUAUGAAGGAGACGAGCGAGGGGACUUUUCGGAAUUGCCGGAAACUUCGAAAGCUGAUCCUCUCGGACGUAAAAGGCCUUACGGCGUUUCCGAAUCUCAACGGCACCGAGUCCCUCGAACUGCUCAGACUCGACCGAUCUUCCCUUUUUCGAGUCCCGGACGAUCUCUGUCGACGCUGCCCGAAAAUCAAGAGUCUAGACAUCAAGUCGAACCGCUUGACGAGCGUGCCCAAUCUUCGAGAAUGCACGAAUCUCCGGGUCCUAGAUCUGGCGAGUAACAGAAUCACUUCCCUUACGGGCCAGCCCUUUGCCAAUCUUCGGUCUCUCCAUGAUCUCCUGCUCUCGAACAACGAGCUUCGAACGAUCCCGCGUGACGCCUUCGUCGGACUCUCCCGUCUUCAAAUAUUAGAUUUGGAAAACAACGGAAUCGAGGAGAUCGAUCCGGAGGCCUUUCGGGAAUUUCGGAGAUUGGAGGAUCUGAAUCUCGGUAACAACGUUUUUCCGACGCUUCCGGUGCACGGGCUUUCGGGACUUUUGCACUUGAAAACUUUCAACAACCCGGCAUUGCGGGAAUUUCCACCCCCGGAGCGCUUUCCAAGAGUGCGGACGAUGCUCCUCUCGUACGCCUAUCACUGCUGCUCUUUCAUUCUCGAAGAGUCGCAGGAGAGCGGCCAGGUUGACGGAGACGCUGACGUCGUUCGAGUCCCCGUUCGGGAAUCGGUCCUUUUUCCAACUGACAACGAAUUCGACAUGAAUCUUUGGAACUCUAGUCUUACCGACAUUUGGCCUCAAUUGCACAAUUUGAGCACCAAAUUCGGCUCACAGAUAAAUGAACUUUGGGACAACUUUGGUUCAGAUUUUACCUAUCCCGGUAACCUGCCGUCCUACGUCGACGAUUAUUUCGAGGAUGAAGAAGGCCCGGCUCGCCCUGGCUCCCCAACCGGUCCCGCAGUCAAGCCGAAUUCACCUGUACACUGUCUGCCGCAGCCGGGACCGUUUUUGCCUUGCCAGGAUUUGUUCGACUGGUGGACUCUCAGAUGCGGAGUUUGGGUAGUAUUCCUUCUGGCAAUGCUCGGCAAUGGUACAGUCGUUUUCGUGAUAGUGUUCGCUCGGAGUAAAAUGGACGUGCCGAGAUUCCUGGUGUGCAAUUUGGCAGCUGCAGACUUUUUCAUGGGCAUUUAUCUGGGCCUUUUGGCGGUCGUGGACGCUUCGACCCUGGGCGAAUUUCGAAAAUACGCGAUACCUUGGCAGAUGUCAGCGGGCUGUCAGCUCGCUGGGUUUCUUGGAGUGCUCAGUUCGGAGCUGAGCGUUUACACUUUGGCGGUGAUCACGUUGGAGAGGAAUUACGCGAUAACACACGCGAUGCACCUGAACAAGAGACUCUCGUUGAAGCACGCUGGUUACAUAAUGAGUAUUGGUUGGAUAUUCGCGCUUACGAUGGCGACGUUGCCGCUUUUGGGAGCCUCGGAUUAUCGAAAAUUCGCGAUAUGUCUUCCGUUCGAGACGAGUGGUUCGGCCUCCCUCGGCUACGUGGUUUUCCUGAUGCUAAUCAACGGGGUAGCUUUUCUCAUAUUGAUGGGUUGUUAUUUGAAGAUGUACUGCGCGAUUCGCGGCUCCCAGGCUUGGAACUCGAACGAUUCUCGGAUCGCAAAGCGCAUGGCGCUCCUCGUCUUCACCGAUUUCUUGUGCUGGUCGCCGAUCGCCUUUUUUUCUCUAACCGCGACGUUCGGUUUACAGUUAGUUUCCCUCGAGCAGGCGAAAGUCUUCGCCGUAUUCGUACUUCCCUUGAACUCUUGCUGCAACCCCUUCCUCUACGCCAUACUGACGAAGCAGUUCAAGAAAGAUUGCGUGCUCAUUUGCAAGGCGAUCGAGGAGUCCCGUGUGACUCGGGGCAUCGGAAGAUGCAGGCACAGCUCAAAUUUCAGUAAUCGCCAAACCCCGGCCAAUACGAAUAGCCUGGUGGAUCGGUCGUCCCGCGAUAACAACAACCCCCCGGUGACGAGCGGCGGGUGCGAGGCUGCCGCUGGCGGCGAUCAGCUCAUCGGUUGCACGUGCAACGCCCGGCUCGUCGAGAGCAACGAGAUUCCCAGACGCGCUACCCGACAACAAACGCGUCCCGGGGACGGGGAACAGCAUCGGCAUCUCCGAGGGGGUCUCGUCGUCGAUUGGUGGCGCAGCGCCGGAGGCGGUUGGUGUCCCUGCUGCGUCGGAGAACGUCGAGGACCCCGGCACGAGCGUAACGAUCAAUACGCAUACAGAAUCGCCGAGAUUCAGCAGAAGCAGCACAAAAGAGCAUCCUCCGUAUCUUCGAGCGACAACUUUUCCUCCUCGCGAUCGGACUCCUGGCGCCAUCAAGCCCGACACCACUGCGGAAUUCCUCUCAGGCUUCUCGACCCGAAAAGACGCGCUUCCUCUUGGCUCGUCACCAGAAAACCUUCCCAAGACUCGAAUCUCAGCUCCUCGAGGAACGACUCCUCGGGCUCCGCCACCACCGCCAGCACCAGCACCUGGAGGAUCUCCAGGUCCAGUGCUUCCCUCGACGCUAAUGCCGCAGCCGCAGCCGCGGUCGCCAGACCUUUGAGGCCCAAGCCUCGACUCACGAGACAACUCGCCAUUCAAGACGAACCCGAACUCGCCCUUCCUGGCUCUCCCUCCAGACUAGCCGUCAGACUUCUCGCCACUAUACCCUCCGCCACGGAGAUGAGCGACCAACAAGACGACGACUCCCUUCUCCUCGGACCUUCCGUCUCCCCGCCCCCGCCCCCGCCGCCCUUACCGGCUCACCCUUCAGCGCCUCCUUCUUAAGACGCAAUCUACAAGGAACGCACAGUGUUUUCCGUGCGCUGACUGCCCGCGUCCUCGAACCCUCACCACGUUAGUAUUCUCAUGAACAAUCGCAAGACUGAUGACCCCGCUCCCAAUCGAUUUUUCGAUGCAGCACAUUACGCGGAAACUCGAAACUACUCGGAAUUUUCUGUCGUCUACGUUUCCGAACAAUUUAUUAUUUUCAAUGCAUUUUGACCUUGGACUCUCCCAACGGAAGAGGAAACGACCCGAGCUAUUUCAGUGGAAACAUUUUUUCGCUUUUCCUCCGAACUUUCAUUUCGUUUUAUGGAGUUUUUAUGAUGAAACCUCGAUCCAUGUGACUUUAUCGUUCGUCAUUCUCUUCGUUGAUGCCGAGAAGAUAUCCACCGUUUUUUUGAGUUCGUUGCAGAGUUCACGUUCGCAAAAAUAUAUCGCAGGGGUCCAGGGUCAAUGUGUUACGAGGCUUUUGUCUCCGGAGUUUUUAUUUAUCAAGUUAGUUGGGAAAAUUGUAUCGGAAGAAUGCGCGAUUGGAACGCACCGAUAACUGCCGAAAAUAGUCGAAGUAGUUUACGACCUCGUUAUAAAGUUCUCGGUGGAUUAAAAGCAACUUUGACGAGACUAAUGCGAAGAGCAACGAAAAUUGUUCGCUCCGGUUUAGCAAAUUUCGAAACGACUGCGAAAUGUCGAUUUCACAGAGCAAUUUGUUUUUAUUCUAACGAUCGUUGAUCCACCGAGAUUUUAUAUGAAAAUGUCACAAUUUUACCAUGAUACAGCGCCGUUAUCAACGAAUCAAAAGUUUUAACAUUCGCGUACCCUCCCCCAGCGUAUCGUGAGCAUUCCAAAAUACAAAAAUAAUCCAGUACACUCGAGAGUGUACGGAAUUUUCGGAGGAAGAAAGGCAACGCGGAUUUUUUCGCCAUUCGAUUCCAUCUUUUUUGCCAGUUUACCGCUGCCUCUUGUACAAACACUAAAAAACAAAAUAACGUCACUAGUUGCGCACGUGCGCAAGAAUCUGCUAAAAUCUUCUAUAGAUCUCUAUAUUCAACAUAUACUGUAAUGAGAUAAUUGUUCAAAGUUAUAUAUAUAUUUUCAUUACUCGAAUCAACGACGCGAAACUACUGCCAACUAAUAUAGCGAUAUUUCAAUGUAUAAAUAUUUAAAUAGAUGACGUAGCGUACUAAAAGUUUAAACGACUCUCGCAUUGGGUACAAAAUCGUAUAACUUUCACAUUGCGAUCGAUUUAUUUGACUGUUUUUAGGCGCACGAGAAAUUCUCUCAAUUCCCUUCAUCGAACGAAAUGUAUUGAAAUUUAUUGUUUCACAUUGUCGCGAGGCUGUCGUUGUCAUAGCUUGCUAAGUAAAACUGAAGGAAAGCGAAACUGGAAAAUUGAGUGGAACUCGAAAGCUGCAAGUGAUUUUAUUUCCACUAGCACAAUUCAUUGAGUAACGAUUGAACAAAAAUGUAAUUCAUUUAUCCAUUGAAUUUCGUUUGUUUCGAGCCACAACUCCAAUUUUCCCCUUCCGUUUGCCACAGUGUCGCGAAAGCGGGAUAACGCAAUUCCCAGAAAGUUUUCUCCGGGGACUUUCUUUCGAGUAUUUAUCCACAAAUUCAUCGCAGGGGAUAAGAGAAAGCUCGUGCAGACUGCAUUUUUUGCGUACACCCUGCGCCACUCUUCGAACAUAUAAAUAUACAUAAAUAAUAUACACUUUGUGCAAUAGAUGAUUUUUAAUAUAUUUACAAGAAUGGCAUGUGCGUAAAAUAGUAUAUAAACACGUCGAUAAAAACAGUGCGAAAUAUUUAUUAUAUUUAUUGAAAAAAUGGACGAAGCGCGAUAACAGUUUGAAAUCGCCCGAUAUCGCAUUAUCGUAAAUCUAUAAGUUCUGUUAUACAUAUACACCUAACAGACUGGAUCCAUGACAAUGUUUUCAUUACAUCGAGCCCGCGGAUGCGCGUAGCGCACAGUUUUUUUACACAAUUUAUUGCUCCUGUCUCCAUAUUUACGCGCGUUAUUUAUCUCUACGUACGAUUUUUUAUAGAGAUUUAUAUAAACAUGUAGAAUCGACCCGUGUCCAGCAGCAAAACAUGUGUGUAUAUAAAUAUAUGAACGAUAUUAUUCCGCGUACACUGGGUGAAGGUGACCUGACGAUGUUUCAUCGCUGCAGUCGCUUUUAAGAGAUGAAAUAUGUUGCAGAUUAAAAAGUUUUCAUUUUUUUCCUAACGCGUCAUCGAACGAUGCAAAAUAACGAAUGUGCUCGUACAUUAAAAAUAGGAAUAACUUAUUUUUUGAGAGCGAAGUGAAACAGUACAAUGACAAGAAACUAUUGUAAUCGCGAGCAUCGACGGUUUUAGGAAAAACUUUAGUGAUGGUGGGCUCGAUAGCGUAUGGCACACUUCGAUUGAAAAAAAUGUUGAGAUUUUAUCAGAGUCGAGAAUAAUAAACGAGAAGGGAAGAAACGACGUUUUGUCCUAAAGAGCCGAUUUCUUUUCGAAUCGUUCUCUCGAAAAUGAGAAAUGCGAAUCGGCACUCGGGUUUUUGCCACACGGAGAUCGUACCUGUCUAAGCUCCAUAAUGUUGUUUGUAUGGAAGAUAAUCCUAUGCCAAGAAAUAGAUAUUUAUAUGGAGAUUGUUUGCAGCGAUGGUUUUAUUCGGUCCUUCAGUUUUUCAGAUGACAUUGUUUCUCUUUGAAAAAAUGCCAUUUCGAGAAAAAACUUAUUGAGAAUUUUAAAUAACUUUCAAAUUUAGAUACAAAUUUUUGUUCACUAUUGCCACCAAGAGGACAAACGAUUCCUGGCAGUUUUUAUAUUGUAUUCUAAACGACGAUGUUAAUCGAAUCCUAAUAAAAAAUAUAUGCUGAA